CUUGUGAUGUAUAGGUUAGUAUGGUAUAGUCAAAUGUUCAACACUCCGCAGUACGUAUAUGUUGGUUAAGGCCGCUGUAGAGGCAUGCGGGAGGUGGACUCUGGCCACUCAUUUAGUACUCCUCAGCUAUAUGUUUGUGUUCAGCUGUGAUAUGAUAACACCUCAGAAUGAAUUUGAUAUACGCAGUCCCCUGAGAGCGCGAUUGUUUAGUCGGACACUUAACUAUGUCUCGUUCAACCCGCCCCAACUCUCGCACCGCUCGCAAUGCCAAUUGUCCGAUACGAAAUACGAAACUCAGUUAAAAGGGUCUACUGCAGAUAUAGGAUAUAGAUGUAUUUGUAUUUGUACUCGUAUUUGUGUCUGUUGGAUCGAUCCUCGUAUGCGAGUGUACGUAUGUUCUUGCAAUUGCCCAUUAAUAUUCAAUAGUGGUCCAGAUAACACUCUCUAUACCCG
This is a messenger RNA of Sphaeroforma arctica JP610, 453 nucleotides long. RefSeq lists its product as hypothetical. The annotation marks the transcript as partial. The transcript has a single exon. Lineage: Eukaryota; Ichthyosporea; Ichthyophonida. The record is from RefSeq and is a predicted model, not a curated record.